GCUGCCGAAGUGGGCGGGGAGGUCAGGUGACCCAGCUGGCGUCCCAAGAUGGCGGCGUCGGUGGCGCCCGGUAGGCCAAGGCGGUGUCCGGGCUGUUGAGGUGACUCCGCGGGACAAGUGACGGGUCGGCCGGACCGAAGGGCAGCGGCGGACACACGGCCGCCCCGAGUGCGCAGCAGGGACUUGGCGGCGAGGCAGCGGCGCCGGGGGAUGCUGGUGCUGGGCCGGGCCUCUCCCUCUUCAACUUAGGGCGGCGGCGGGCCCGCACCCCUGGUUCCCGGGCCAUGGCGCUGAGGGAACUUAAAGUGUGCCUACUUGGGGACACGGGUGUGGGUAAAUCAAGCAUUGUGUGGCGGUUUGUGGAAGACAGCUUUGACCCGAAUAUCAAUCCAACCAUAGGGGCAUCUUUUAUGACCAAGACUGUCCAGUACCAAAAUGAGCUACAUAAAUUCCUAAUCUGGGAUACAGCUGGACAAGAACGAUUCCGCGCGUUGGCACCCAUGUACUACCGAGGGUCAGCAGCAGCCAUCAUCGUCUAUGACAUCACAAAAGAAGAGACGUUCUCAACUUUGAAGAACUGGGUGAGAGAGCUCCGUCAGCACGGCCCCCCUAGCAUUGUUGUUGCCAUUGCAGGGAACAAGUGUGAUCUUACUGAUGUCAGAGAAGUCAUGGAGAGAGAUGCCAAGGACUACGCCGAUUCCAUUCAUGCCAUCUUUGUAGAAACCAGCGCAAAAAAUGCAAUAAACAUAAAUGAACUCUUUAUAGAAAUUAGUCGAAGACUUCCAUCCACUGAUGCCAGCCCGGCAUCUGGCGGCAAGGGCUUCAAACUCCGAAGACAGCCGUCGGAGCCAAAGCGUAGCUGCUGCUGACCACCCAGGGCCUGACCUGGACGAAGAAGCGGGUGGACCUGGAUGCUGCGGGAGAGCCGUGCCCUGCCACUGCCUCUGCCGCCCGCCGCCUCAUGCUCUUUAUGCAAAAAGGACUCAGAGAACUGUCUGUGUGGUUCUCUUGGAAGACUGCAGCAGGUGUCUCUGUCUGCAGACUGCUGACGGUGGACUCCGGCUGGCAUGCAGAGGGACCAUGCGCGUCCCCGGCUGUUUACCUAGCUGGAAGGAGCGUCUGAUGCCUGGGUGAUAGGACUGCAUUGCUGGGGCUUUGGUAAUCAGGAUUCAUGUAUCAUUGUAAAGGGAAACAAGCACUUUCACGGAUCUUAAGGGAAAGGCUUAGAGAUGGUCGUCUCCUUGGUCCUCAUCUCUAGUGUCAGAGUCGUGUCAUUUAGCUGUGGGAAGUGAUCACAAGUAGAUGGGUGGAUGUCCCUGGGACAGUUCCCACCGUCUCUAAAGCACUUUGACGCACAGUAGACUCACGCAGGCCGCCAUUGCUGCGGCUGUUGGUUCACCUUUGGUUUGCUUCUGACCCUGUAUGUGUCAGAGCCCGCCGUGCACAUUAGCUCUGGCCACCUUUCUACAGAAGCUCUCCUGGUCCAGGCCAUGGGGUGGACAGGCUGCCUGGAGCCAGCGGAGUUGCAUGUACCUAAAUGACGAGCAGUGGUUUAUAAAGCAGAGGAGAGGACAGGACAAAGCAAAUGAGUCUUUUGGUGGGAUGGGUUUUGUUUCUGGUUUUUGCCCAGUUUGUUUUGGUGGGAAAAACAACUGUGCUGCCUAGCAUAUGUAAAUUUGUAGUCUAUAUUUAUGAUACCAUUGCUUAAAAUUAUAAAUUAUGUAAAUACAUUAAUAACUUCUGAGUUCCCUUCAGUACUCACUUAGUCCUGUGCCCAGUCUUCUGUGUGCCCACCCGUUUUUCAGCCUGUCCCACAGGAAACUCUGAAGCCCCAUUUACCUUGUGUAGAAGAAGCAUGGAGCACUUAGCUCGCAGCUUCCUUCCUCCCCCCUCACCGUCUGCAUCCCAUCUGGAAAUGGUAAUAAAGACAUAUGCCUUCCUGACAA
Molecule: messenger RNA, 1946 nt
Organism: Rattus rattus (black rat)
Lineage: Eukaryota; Metazoa; Chordata; Mammalia; Rodentia; Muridae
Gene: Rab22a
Product: RAB22A, member RAS oncogene family
Exons: 7
Coding region: 285-869 (194 amino acids)
Molecular function (GO): GTPase activity; GTP binding
Source: RefSeq, a predicted model, not a curated record